CCGGACCUGCCCCGCAGCCGCUGCUACCUGCGUCGCCUGGAAGGGUCUGGUUUCCUCAUCCCAGGAGAAUGGAGGUCCUGCAACUUCUACGCCUGCUCCUCACCGCCUGCAUGCUGGGCCUCUCCCAGACAGUGAACCCGUUUGUGGCCCAGCAGACACUCCCGGACCCUUGCUACGACGAGAACGGAGCUGCACGCCGCUGCAUCCCUGAGUUUGUCAACGCCGCCUUUGGAAAGGAGGUGCAGGCCUCCAGCACGUGCGGGAAGCCUCCCACCCGGCACUGCAAUGCCUCGGAUCCCCGCAAAGCCCACCCGCCAGCCUACCUCACCGACCUCAACACCGCCUCCAACAUGACGUGCUGGCGCUCCGAGACCCUGCACCACUCGCCCCAGAACGUCACCCUCACCCUGUCCCUUGGCAAGAAGUUUGAGGUGGUCUACGUGAGUCUCCAGUUCUGCUCGCCCCGCCCUGAGUCCACCGCCAUCUUCAAGUCCAUGGAUUACGGCAAGACGUGGGUGCCUUACCAGUACUACUCCUCCCAGUGCCGCAAGAUCUACGGCAAGCCCAACAAAGCCACCGUCACCAAGCAGAACGAGCAGGAGGCCCUCUGCACCGAUGGCCUCACUGACCUCUACCCCCUCACGGGGGGCCUCAUCGCCUUCAGCACCCUUGAUGGGCGGCCCUCCGCCCAGGACUUUGACAACAGCCCCGUGCUGCAGGACUGGGUGACAGCCACGGACAUCCGCAUUAUUUUCAGCCGUCCCCAUCUCUUCCGUGACCUGGGGAGUCGUGACAAUGAGGAGGAGGAUGGAGGCACUGGCUCAUCACCCUACUACUACGCGGUGGGCGAGCUGCAGGUUGGCGGGCGCUGCAAGUGCAAUGGGCACGCCUCCCGCUGUGUGAAGGACAAGGAGCAAAAGCUGGUGUGCGACUGCAAGCACAACACGGAGGGCCCCGAGUGUGACCGCUGCAAACCCUUCCACUACGACCGCCCCUGGCAGCGGGCCAAUGCCAGGGAGGCCAAYGAGUGCCUUGCCUGCAACUGCAACCUGCACGCCCGGCGCUGCCGCUUCAACAUGGAGCUCUACAAGCUCUCGGGCAGGAAGAGYGGAGGGGUCUGCCUCAACUGCCGGCACAACACGGCGGGGCGCCACUGCCAUUACUGCAAGGAGGGCUUCUACCGAGACCUGAGCAAGGCCAUCGCCGAUCGCAAGGCCUGCAAAGCCUGCGACUGCCACCCCGUUGGAGCAGCUGGUAAAACCUGCAACCAGACCACAGGACAGUGCCCCUGCAAAGACGGCGUGACGGGCCUCACCUGCAACCGCUGUGCCAAGGGCUACCAGCAGAGCCGCUCGCCGGUAGCCCCCUGCAUCAAGAUCCCUGCCAUCAACCCAACCUCCCUCAUCACGAGCACGGAAGCACCUGCAGACUGUGACUCRUACUGCAAGCCAGCCAAAGGCAACUACAAGAUUAACAUGAAAAAGUACUGCAAGAAGGACUAUGUGGUCCAAGUGAACAUCUUAGAAAUGGAGACCGUGGCCAACUGGGCCAAGUUCACCAUCAACAUCCUGUCUGUCUACAAGUGCCGUGAUGAGCGGGUCAAGCGUGGUGACAACUUCCUGUGGAUCCACAUGAAAGACCUGUCCUGCAAGUGUCCCAAGAUCCAGAUCAGCAAGAAGUACUUGGUCAUGGGCAUCAGUGAAAACUCCACUGAUCGGCCAGGACUGAUGGCCGACAAGAACAGCCUGGUCAUUCAGUGGAGGGAUGCUUGGACUCGUCGCCUUCGGAAACUGCAGCGGCGGGAGAAGAAAGGGAAGUGCGUGAAACCAUGAGGAGUUUCACAGCUAAGCCCUCAGCCCUGCCUGUGCGCACUGCCUAGACUGCUCCCACAGACUCUGUAUAUAUACAUAGUACGAACGGACUCUUCUGUCUAUAGUGUAUAUUUUGGCAAUUAUUUUCCUUUUGUGUGUGUCUGCACGUGUGAGUGUGCGUGUGGGUCUUUUUUACCUUAAUGUGUAUUAAAAAUAACGCAGUAACGACAAACCUUUAAUAAGGAGCAAAGUGGAGAGAGAUCCUCUUGGUGCCUGUUGCCUGAAGGAGCUCAAGGAGGGUUGGUUUCCUGCUCCAGAUAUGCUGUUCAUAGCUCUCAUUUUCUAGUCUUUUUGUGCUCUUCAACAGUCUUUUUUUCYGCCCAGUGUUGAUGUCUGAGUUGACAGCUCUCCUUUUCCAGCAUCCAGGGCCUGCCUCUUCCAUACUCGCUGAAAGUGGGCUGUCAUUAGCUCUCUAUGGCCCUUUUUCUUGUCAAAUAGAAAUAUGAGGUCAAAUUCUUCUCUUCAUCCCAGUGUGYAUGUGGACCAGCUCAGUGGAAGCCAUCCAGUGCUGGAGCGAGAUCAGCCCCAGGAGCUCCACUAGGAAGARCCAAAUGAUCUUCUGCAAAACUUGAUUCACUUGGACCCUGUGCCCUAGCCUGGGGUAGAACCACUGUGCUGCUGAAGAAUCAUGGUGAGGAGUCAGGCCCUGGCAAUGAGCUGGUGACUACUGCUAAGCAGAGAUAAGUUCUCCAGGARGAAAGGGACAGAUGGCACAAUUCCCUUGCCUUUACCUGUCCUGAUAUGUGACCCACAUGGCUCAGCAGGAAAGACCUGGAGACCCCCUUUUUCCAUCUCCAUCUUCAUAAAGGCUGUAGUUGGCCCUACCAGUACCCAGGACCUGAGGYAGAGUGGAGAGGCUGACCUAGGCAAUCUUGUAUUAUCUUGCAUGUGUAUGCGCCUGUAUGCUCAGGUGGUAAUGACUAGCAUAAUUCCAAUGAUUUCUAUYGAGUUGAUACCCAGUGACUGUCUGGCUUGAUGUGCAUCACUCAGAGCUGGCCUGACUCCAUGCCUUCCUGGAAAGUAUUGCUGUGGCCAAGUGUGCCUUAGGAGGUAGGACACAAGGCAGAGUUGGCAGGAAGAGAGAGGAAUUUUUAUUGACCAGCCUGCAUGGACAUCUUUUAUUUCUUCUCAUAAUGUUUUAGCCUCCAGUUCAAACAGACAACAAAAGUAUCUUCCCGUUGAGGUAAUGACAGUCUUAGCAUAAUAAAUACGAGUAGAAAUAAGAGUUUAUAUGAUAAAAGAUAGUCCUUCCCCUACAAACUUGCUUCAGAAACAUCAAAUGGCUUGGUGAGCUAUCUUGGCCUACUUUACAAUCAUUACAUUUCGUUAGCAUGAUGACUUUGCCCUGUGAGCCAGUGACAGCCUCCUCAUCCCAUGGGUGGCCUGGUGCUUCUAGGCCCAGGCUAGGUGGGCCUACCAUCCCCCAGGUAGGGGUAGGUAGUGCUGUGGCCUGCAGUGAAGAGAAUGCCAGAGUACUGUGGUCAUUCAGGACUGA
Molecule: messenger RNA, 3366 nt
Organism: Nothoprocta perdicaria
Lineage: Eukaryota; Metazoa; Chordata; Aves; Tinamiformes; Tinamidae
Product: netrin-3
Exons: 7
Coding region: 69-1832 (587 amino acids)
Molecular function (GO): protein binding
Source: RefSeq, a predicted model, not a curated record